CUGUUCAGUGUUCGCUUGACCGGCUUACAAGUUGAAACUAAGUUGAACAUAUUCAUAUUUUGAAUAGAAAAAUAAGAUUUUUUUAUUUUAUAAUGAAGGUUGUAUUUGUUUGUUUGGUAUUUGUGGGUUUGGCUUUGGCCAAGCCAGCGGGAGACGAUGAUAAUUCGAGGGGAUGCAGAUACAUUGAGGGAAGAUGUGUUGAAAAGUGCCCAGUGGGCACCCACGCCUACACCACCGGCUGCAGCUACCUGACCCCAGAGGCAACCUGCGCCAACCCCAACCCCAAACAAGACACCCGCGGGAAGCUCUGUGAUUUCUCAGCGUGUUACUGCGACGCGCCCACCGUGCGCGAUGAGAAGACUAACCAAUGCGUCAGCUUAGACAAGUGUUCUAAGUAAACGUUGAUUUAAUCAUCCUUGGUUUACUUUUUAACUUAACAGAUGGCUCAUUAUAAAAUGAAUAAAUUGGGUUUGCCAUAA
Messenger RNA from Leguminivora glycinivorella, 479 nucleotides. RefSeq lists its product as uncharacterized. Bases 93 to 398 code for a protein of 101 amino acids. The transcript is spliced from 2 exons. The record is from RefSeq and is a predicted model, not a curated record. Lineage: Eukaryota; Metazoa; Arthropoda; Insecta; Lepidoptera; Tortricidae.